UUUAAUGUAGGUCUGCCUCUGCAGGUUUCAGGGAUCUCACUCAGAUAAGAACCUGGAACAAGCACUCACACGGUUACAAAGAUAGACAGAGGGGCGAAGGGAGAACGGUCAGGAAGGGACUUGGGCUCUCAGCCGGGAGGGGUUGUUUUCAGGAGAGACUGCAGAGAGAUUCCUGCUAUUGGAUGCAGAUGUUGGAGAGGGGUUUAAAGCAAGAGGAGACAAAAUCAGGACAGCUCUGAGCAGCACACCCAAGAGGAGUGACCAGGAUUCAAACACAAGGAUCGUGGGCCUGACAAAACAGGAAGAGGUUUCCCACGUUGGAAUUUAUGAACGAGUCAACAGUGAAUGUUUGACAAAGGCUUGGAGGCUGCAGCUGAGAGAGGAUCUCCCAGAGGAACCGGCCCACUGCUGUUGCUUGGAUCACUUUCCAGUUGAAUUUUAGCUUCUGCUUGUUGGCUUCUUCUUGACAGUGUCAGCCAUGUCCGAGCAGGAAGAGGUGUCCUACACCGAGGCCAUUCAGAAGGCCAACGACUCCAUCUCUCGCUUCCCUCUCAUCCCGAUCAGAGGGAUUCCUCUCAUGAACCACAUUGCCAACAACUUUGACUCUAUCCAGGCUUUUCGUCCGGACCCCUCGGACAUCUUCAUCGCCACCUACCCCAAAGCAGGGACCACGUGGACUCAGGAGAUUGUUGACCUGCUUCUUCAUAACGGAGAUGCAGAGUUCUGCAAACGAGCCCCAACCCCCGUCCGCAGUCCUUUCCUGGAGAUCUUCUCCCCCCCGCCCAUUCCCUCAGGUCUUGAGCUUCUGUCAAAAAUGGAUCCGCCGAGAAUUAUCAAGACACACCUUCCUUUUCAAUUGGUGCCAACUGGAUUUUGGGAAAGCAAGUGCAAAACGAUCUACGUGGCACGCAAUGCCAAAGACAAUGUGGUGAGCUACUUCCACUUUGACAAGAUGAAUCUGACCCAGCCGGAGCCGGGCCCCUGGGACGGCUAUGUCCACAAGUUCAUGCGUGGAGAGUUGUCUUGGGGCUCCUGGUAUGACCAUGUGAAAGGAUACUGGGCGGAGAGAGAGAAGAGGAACAUCCUGUACCUCUUCUUUGAGGACAUCAAAGAAAAUCCCCGGCGUGAAAUUGAGCGCAUCAUGAGGUACCUGGACCUGUCGGUCUCAGAUGAGGUCAUCAGUCAAAUUGUGGAACUCACGUCCUUCAAGAGCAUGAAGGAGAAUCCGAUGACCAACUACUCCUGCGUGCCGGCCUCUGUGUUCAACCAAUCCGUCUCCUCCUUCAUGAGAAAAGGUGAAGUGGGCGAUUGGAAAAACCAUUUCACACCCGAGCAAUCGAAGAUGUUUGAGGAAGACUAUGAAAAGCAAAUGAAGGGCGUCAAUAUCCCGUUCAGGAGCCUCAUCUAAUGGACUUUACACGUUGAUGCGGCUCGGCGAUGGACUGACACCGGGCAGCUCUCAGAGGAAGUACUACGAGUAAUCCUGAUGCAAGCUGAAAACCAAAUGUUAAACUGCCAUGUGUGUGUGAGUGUGUGUGUGUGUGUGUGUGUGUGUGUGUGUGUGUGUGUGUGUGUGUGUGUGUGUGUGUGUGAAGGAUCAAUAAAAAUGUGCUCCACAAUACAAGUGCAUGAGUUUUGUAAUUAUCACUUUAUUGCAUCUUAUCAAGUAAACAAUAUAUAAGACCAAAAGUGUUGUGACCGCGUGGACAGGCCCAUGUAGUCAUGAGACCUCCAUGAGUCCACUGACUGCGUGAAGCCUAAAGAGAGCGCCGGCAGCUGGAGGCACGUGGUGGUUCUGCUCGUAUGAAAUCACCCUGCAACCCUACACCACGCUGUACAGAGCCCAGCCGGAAGCAGGGAGGCUGCACGGGACACGGGCGACAAAGACUAGAAUAAAAGUAAUGAGCUGGAAAAUCAAUGAUAGGAAAAUGGACAGAGGACACCAAAACACGACAGCGGAAAAUAUCCAAGUUUAACAAAAAAAUCACUUUUAAUACAUACUUUAUUGCUUAGAAUAAAAUCUUAAAUAUUUUAUCUGUAUGGAUACUUCCCUUCAUUUUAAUUAAAUCUCCCUCCUUAUAUAGAGGCUAUUUUUAUGUUUUGUGUUUUUUGAUGAAGUUUUUUUUGUGUUUUUUUAUGUUUUCUCCUCUUCUUUUGGUUGGCCCACUAUGGCUCCCCUCUUUGGUUGAGAUCUUCUUCUCCUCUCUCUCUCUCUCUCCUUCUCCACCUCUUUCUCUCCAACCC
This is a messenger RNA of Platichthys flesus (European flounder), 2244 nucleotides long. RefSeq names its product sulfotransferase family 1, cytosolic sulfotransferase 6 (gene sult1st6). Lineage: Eukaryota; Metazoa; Chordata; Actinopteri; Pleuronectiformes; Pleuronectidae. Gene Ontology annotation, cellular component: cytoplasm. The transcript has 7 exons. Gene Ontology annotation, molecular function: sulfotransferase activity. Bases 479 to 1408 code for a protein of 309 amino acids. Gene Ontology annotation, biological process: sulfation. The record is from RefSeq and is a predicted model, not a curated record.